AUCACGGUAGUGCUUCCGUCUUCGUUAACGUCGUCCGUCCGUUUGCCGCCACCACAGCCGCCGAUUGACGUAUAGCCGUAAUUUCAAAAAAUCUUGCAUAGGUCCAAGUCACGCUUAUUUUUUGUCUGCAACGAUCACAGACGAUCGUUGCCGAUUACAUAUUAUACAGUAAUUUCAUAUUCAGGACAGCCGCGAGAACACAUUAAGCAGUAGUAUCGCGACAUCACCUGUCGUGAUAUUAUAAUAUUGGAAUUUUGUUGUUGUCGUCGUCGAACGCUUUGAGGGACGACAAUGAAACUUCAGGCACGUUCGUCGGGUGGCAGCACACCGUCGCCGCAAGGUCCACUAAUGUCGCCGACGGCUGGCACCAGCGUCCGGUGGUCGCACCGGAACAGCGCGUUCUGUCCGGUGCGGUCGGCCGCCGCGGCCGCGGACACGCCCGCCGCCGAGAUGCCGUAUCCCGCGGUGGCCACGCCCGGCCACAUGAUGCCAUACGGAUUUCUCAACGUGCCCAUGUCGCCGUACCUGUGGCCGCUCAUGAUGCCGUACUCGCCGCUGUCCGCACCAGGUCAAGCGUUCUGCACCGCCAACACCGGCACCACCGAAUACCAGCGUCAGCUCCAGCUGCAGAUCCAUCACAUGCACCGGCAGCAACACGAACGGUUCCGGCAACUGCAGUUCUCGCCCGACAGGGCCAGCGUGGACGCGGCCGGCCAAACGCCCGAAAUGGCCAGGCUCGAUGAAGUUUCUGAAACGCCGUUGAACUUGUGUAUCAAAAAGCGAAGUCAAGAAAUUUGGUCGCCCGGAAGUUUGUGCGAGAAGGAAACGUCACCCGUAUCCGUUGCCCCGGAAACUUUAACAGACAAUGUUUUGGGAGUAGAGAGAUCUUUUCAGUGCCAGUUGUGCUACAAGACGUUCAAGCGUUCUUCCACGCUAUCGACGCAUCUACUUAUUCACUCUGACACGAGACCAUAUCCGUGUCAGUUUUGCGGUAAACGGUUCCACCAGAAGUCAGAUAUGAAGAAACACACAUAUAUACACACUGGUGAGAAACCGCACAAGUGCGUGGUGUGUCACAAGGCGUUCAGCCAGUCGUCCAACCUGAUCACGCACCUGCGCAAACACUCGGGCUACAGGCCGUUCCCGUGCGGGCUGUGCGACAGGGCGUUCCAGCGGAAGGUGGACCUGCGCAGGCACCGGGAGAGCGUGCACCCCGGGUCACCGGCCGCCCAACAGUACCACAUCACCAGCACCACGGCCGCGGUGGCCGAGCACCCGACCGCCGUCAGCAUCGCCGCCGCGCUGCAGGCCCCGUCCACUGCCGCCGUAUCCGCUUCCGCCGCGGCCGCAGCUACAGCCUCGGCCAUUGACGCCGCCGCGGCCGGAAGUGGCGGCACGGUCAGCUAGUGGACGCGCCGCGGAAAUGACGCGUCGACCGGCACACGUUCUCGUUUUGGCGGUGCCCAAGUCCACUGCCGCACUAGUCUGCACCGCGGCAGGCCUGGACACCGAUGACGAAACGAGAGGACGAACUCUUGGCGCGCUCCUUUUCGUCGGAUGUUCGACACGUCCGCGCAAGCGAAGACGGUGACCACCGCCGUAUAGCGACUCGUCAAAGACUAAAAUAUAUAUAUUUUUGAAAAAACUAUUCUAUAUAUACAAGUACGCGCUGCUACCGCCUCCGUGCCAACGAGACCAAAGUGAAUAUCCAAACAUCACUGCUCGGGGAGGUGCCACAAGGUUUUCAGAAUUUUGUCGAAUUAUCUUCAUACCAUCUACCCGUGUGACUGACAGUACACCGCGAAUUUUUUGGCCACGAACAUAUGCAGGCAAUAUUGAAGAAACUAACGAUUAGCAUUUAAACCGCAACACGUGAUGACGACUACGACGGUCGUAUAAUAAGCAUAAUAUAAUAUAACACGUCAUUAUAUGAAUUACGACCGGUCGCCGCCGAUCAGGGUGGUCUGUGCCGGGCUAUUUCUUUUACGCGAGUUUUGCAAAAAUAAAACUUAAAAAAAAUAAAAUAAUGUCCGUUCGCCCCGGGAGGCCUGCAGCGCCGGUCUCUGGGGACGCAUCUCGAACUUGCGCGAACAUAUGUGUUUCAUCCCUCCACCCACGAAUCUGUGGGUUAUACAUCAUAUUAGAAAUGCGUGCAACACAUACGAUUAUAUUAUGUCAUGUUCGUCGAGGAACUUGUUAGGCAAAAACCGAAAAUCGCGUGUACCUACCUACUGCAACUGGGAAUGAGAACGGCACACGUGGUCGCUCUACUGCCGCCGUGGUGUUUGUAUUCAAUGUAUUCGACAAGUCGUGAUUUAUAGUGUUAUCGACCGGCCGAAAAGAACUAAGCGUGAACACAUUAUUAUUUAUAGUCAACAGAGUCAACAGACCAUUAUUAUUAUUAUUAUUGUACAUAUAAUUAUUAUUUUAACGUCGAGUCAUAUUAUGUAUAUCAUAAAUGUAGUUCAUUACAGUCGUAACCCGCAGCAGUUCGCACACAUACGGCGGGCCUCGAACCACAUGGAUUCCAGCCAUGUACCUGCCGUACACCGUAGCGGACAUGCGCGCAUCUCUAGUCCGUCCACACGUUUACCAUUCGAUUCUACUAGUGUGCAGAAUCGUGUAAUAUAUAAUAUUAUGACGUUAUAGCCCUCUAUGUUAAGUAUUUCUAUUACCAAAUUAUUUAGGCGCGUUCGAAACACGCCGCACAGUCGGCGACCGAUGGACGCAGCUUGAUCAUUAUUAAUAAUAUUUAAUAAUAUUAUAUAUAUAUACUACGCAUUCACCCCAUUCGAAAUAUGUUUGAAAAAAAUUAUUGCCUAUAGUUUUUAUUAUCACUUUUGUGUGUACAUAUAAAUAUUUUUAUUAUAAUUUCAAUUGCAUUCAGCGUAUUGUUGGCCAUUGUAUCGAUUACGAUAGUUAUAUUAUGCCACGGGCUUUCGCAGCGUUAUACGCGACGUAGCCGCACGCGUGUACAGUGGACGCGACAACAGCACGACGAAUUUAAAAAAAAGAAACCGUUUUACUUUUUACCGAUGCCCGUUUUUGUCCGAAACAAUUAUUUAUACAUCCCAGUGAAGAAGAAAAAAAUAAACACCGGCGCACUCACAACGGUAAUAAAAAUAUACCCGGCACACAUUUCACAGUUUCGGUCAUUUUUUACAUAUAUUUUCUUUUAUUUACACCUGUCUUCGCUGCAGUGUAGGACACGUGCGCAUUAUUAAUUACCUUCCCGGCGCCGCCAGAUAGUAGUAAACGGCGCUGAUAUUAUUUUUACCGUUAUAUACUUAUUAUUACUUUAACGUAAAGCGAGCUCAAUGCAAAUUGACGAACAAUCCGUAAUAUUCGCAUUUGUCAUAAAUCAUCACUAUCACAAUCAUAAUCAUCCUAUACUUGUUCCAUAUCAUUUCCGAAUAAACCGAAAAUAGUCCGUCGGCGAACUAUUUAUACGACAUUUUCUAUGGUCCUACAUCAUUUCGGUGACUUUUUUUUCAUCAUUAUUAUUAUUGAUAAUAUUAUUGAGAUCGCUUCACUUCGUGUUAACCAUAUUAUAUACAUCAUACUCAAUAUUAUUGUACACGCGUCGACUUAUCGUUGUGAUUAUUAUUAUGUUAUAUAAUGCAUUUUCAUUUUGUGCUAGCUUUAAGAAAGUGAUAAUUAAAACGAAAAAUCAACAAUAUUAAAUAAUACGAUAUUUUACACUGUUGUCGUUCGUAAACAUAUUUUAUUAUAUUUGACUAAUUAAUUAUUAUUAUUAUUAUUGAUAUUGAUAUAAUUAUAUUCGUACCGCUCCGUUGUCCGUAUACACCAGUGAUUUGUAAAUUGUAAUCACGAUACGCGACGGUCGGUAAUUUUAUUAAACUCUAUGUAAGACAUUAUUUUGUUCCUUUUACUCUAAUUUUUUUUUUUUUUUAUAUUAAUAUGUUUUGUUUUAUUCUUUGUUUUUCUUUCUUUUUUUUUUGAAUCAAAUCAUUGUAUUGCGUUCCAAAAACGGUACGUUAAUCGGAUAUGACAGUUUUUAAUUGUACGCCUACGUUUUUAUUUUGUGCAAAUUAACUUUUCAUAAUAUUAUUUAGUAUGUAUUAAUUUUUAAAUGUGUAUAAACACCAUGAUAAACGAAAAUUAUGUCAUCACAUUUUUUGGCCCUGCAUGUUGUCAAAAAUCACGCACAGCUCUUUAUAAAACCACAGAUUAAAUAUGCCAUAUAGAUAUGCAACGCCAACGUCAUCAUUUAUCGAUCGUUAUUUUUAUUUUGAAUUCGACUCACUAUAGCGGCGGCACAUUGUGUCAUGAGAUGGGAAAUAAAAGUGUCUACUCGUCUCCUGACACCACGGCGAGUACUCUUGAGCCGAAUACUAAUUUAAGUAACGACCGAUCAAUGAUUGCAUGUAGGCAAUAUGAGUUCCAUACAUCUAUAUAGUGUUAUUUAAUUUAUGAUAAAACUAAUGAUAAAAAUCACACUAAUUGUAUACCUAUUAUUUUAUUAUAACCAACGAUAAACAAUGAUUUUGUAAUGUACUUUUUUAUACGACGAUAUUAUAUACAUAUAAAAUAAAUA
Messenger RNA from Rhopalosiphum padi (bird cherry-oat aphid), 4558 nucleotides. RefSeq names its product zinc finger protein 574-like. NCBI's taxonomy places the organism in Eukaryota, Metazoa, Arthropoda, Insecta, Hemiptera, Aphididae. Gene Ontology annotation, cellular component: nucleus. The coding region runs from base 292 to 1407 and encodes 371 amino acids. The transcript has 5 exons. The record is from RefSeq and is a predicted model, not a curated record.